AUGCGUCCACGCAUCCAUCCAUUGUUAACAGUGAUAAGACCUCAUUCAGAUGCGGUACAAUCUUGCGGCGCGGCGCUGGCGGCGGUGUGCAGCUGGCGACGGAGAAAGCAUGUGCGCUGCCUAGCUGUGGCCGCGCUGCUCUUGACUGUGCUACUAUAUUCUAAAUUUAAACGACGCGUUCAAGAAAACAAAGAUAGGAGAAAAUGCACGUAUUUGCCUCCUUUCUUAAAACUCGAGUUCCAUAACACAUAUUGGCAAACACUACGCAGCAGCAACGGUACGUACCACAUAUAUGGCGCGUACCUGGAUACACGCGGCAUGACCGACCGAGUGAAUAUGCUCGGUUCCACAUCCUCCGUACGCAUCCUCGCCAUGCUCAACCGUUUCCGACCGAACGUUAGAAUUUUUUGUCAGCUGAGAUUUGCCGAGCAAGUAGAACCUCAAUUUGUGCGUGCCCUCCCGUACGUAUAUAUGUGGAGAAACAAAUGGGGCCACCGCCACGCUGGCACGUGGCAGCCGUAUUUGAUCACGUGCGUGCUGCCACUGGCCGUGCGCGGCCUGGUGCCCGCCUCCGUCAGCCUGGUGGAGCGGCCGUGCGACCGCGCCACCAACAACCUGAGCGUGUACUACGACGCGCCCCUCCAACCUCACAGGCACGAAUUCGCCGUCUGCGUCAGGGGACUCGAUUUUCUUCACAAAGAUAUUUCUGUGCGUCUCGUCGAAUGGAUAGAACUCGUACGUCUACUCGGAGCACAUAAAAUCUUUUUCUAUAAGUUCCAGCUACUCCGUAAUAUCUCAAUGGUACUGAAAUACUACGAAUAUCUUGGUGUAGUCUCUAUCAUUCCUACCACCCGGCCGGGUCGCACUGGACCGAAGGAUUUGCAGGUGGAAGUGAUGGCCUACAAUGACUGCCUGUACAGGAACAUGUACCAUUACCGAUGGCUCGUGCUUCUCGACAUCGACGAGGUGAUCAUACCGUUGAAGGACAAGAACUGGAGCUCGCUGAUGCGGCGGGUACUGCCGCUGUCCACACCGGCUCUCGGCCAGCGUCGUCGAUCAUCUUACUAUGCAACCAAUCUCUUUUUCUUGGACUCGCUGCGGCACAAUCACAGCUGGGAGGAAGACGUGCCGCGUUACAUGCACAUGUUGCAACAUGUGUACCGCACACGCAACUUCACCCAACACGGGGACCACGUGAAGGCAUUUCACGAGACGGAUCGUGUACUGACGCUGCACAACCACUUCCCAAUACAUUGUCUGGGUGAGCCGUGUUCCCCGUACCCGCUGCCGACGAACGUAGCGAGGCUGCAGCACUACCGUGUACAAUGCCGCAAGCCGCUCUCCCAGAUCUGCAAGAACCUUAUGGAGCAUUCGGUGCGUGACUUGACGCUAUGGCGCUGGCGCGGCCCUUUGGUUGAGCGUACCAACAAAGCAUUGCGCGCACUUACACACAGCAAUAGAAUAAACUAUAAUACAACGUUAAUGCCCUCUUCUCGCUCCGUACCAAUUUGA
Molecule: messenger RNA, 1512 nt
Organism: Pectinophora gossypiella (pink bollworm)
Lineage: Eukaryota; Metazoa; Arthropoda; Insecta; Lepidoptera; Gelechiidae
Exons: 4
Coding region: 1-1512 (503 amino acids)
Source: RefSeq, a predicted model, not a curated record